GCGGUUUCCUGGACACGGCGGCGUCCGUGCAAAAGCAGGGGCAUGGCUGUUAUUGGAAAAAACUAACCGCAAUAUGCCAGAGGCUUCUGAAUGGAAUAAGUCAUCUGUACUGCAAAAUGCAAGUGGAACACAACAGAUGUCAUAUAAAUUAAGUUUGAAAAUAAGUCCUGAAAUGAAGUCUGUGUGAAAAACAAAGCUCUGAUCAAUUGGUUUAACUGAAGAAAAUGGCCUCCACAGAAAAUCUUCGUGAGAAGAUUAAAAAUAAGCGAAAGGCACUGCAAGCAUCUCUAACUGGGAACAGAGAAGUCAAUGAUACUUGGGGAUUGGUUUCUGCAGAAAUGGAAAAUGGUACAAGAAAUGAAAAUGCUACUGUUGUGGAGGUUAUUCAGAAUGAGGAUGAACAGGUAGAGAACCUCAAACAGACCAUGAAAGCCCAAAGACGGCGAAGAAAAAAGCCUCUUAUGGAUGACAUUGAUAUAAAUCGUGAAGAAUCUACGCAUGACGGCACCAAAAUCACUCGUCGUCAGAGAUCUCUUCCUCCUCUUGCUGUGUCCACCCCAAGUACUAGUUUUGCUGAAUACUCCAUGCGAGAGAAAAUGAGGGAAAAACUGAAAGCAGCCAGGUCUAAGGCUCAGAGUGCCAUCCAGCAAGAGGAAGAGAAUGUACCUCGGUGCCUAACAGACCUCAGAGACCAAGCAUCAGUCACUCAAUUUGACACUGAGGUAGAUGAAGAGGAUGUGAAGAGACUAAGAGGUGUGGAAUCACCCGUUCCUUCAAGGGUUAAGUUUCGUGAGGUAGCAAGUAGAUUGAAGCAGAAACCAAAGGAUGGGUUUCCAUCUGCUGAGGAGGCAUAUAACUUCUUCACCUUCAAUUUUGAUCCUGAACCUGAAGAGUUAGAGGAAGAGACAAAAGUGGAGAAUCAACCAAAAACACUUCAUAAGGAAGGCCAGGGUGAAGAAGAGUUAGAGGAUGGCGGUGAAGAGUCUGCGGUCAGCAAAGGUGGGGAAAAGGAGGAAGAAGAAAAGGAAGAGCAUCAACCACUUGUAAAAGAAAAUGGGGAUGAUGAGGAUGACUAUCUCUUUAUAAUUGAUCAGACAGCUCGUGAUUUUCUUGUAGUGAAAGCUCCUGAUUACAAAGGCUACCACAAUCAACGGGAGAAAGAUAGAAAAGUCCUUUUUACCCCCAGUAUUCUAUCAGUGUCCAUGUCGGAGAAAGUUCCUGAAAACAUGCAACCAAGGUUUCUCGAAGAUGAAGGUAUAUAUGUUGGAGAAAAACCAAAAGUUUCCAAAUUAAACCAGAAUAUUCUUGAGAAUCGACUACUUAAAAAUGAGGAGGGAAAAAAAUGGUUUGGAAGUGAUGGCAGAAUUAUAGCCUUAGCUAACCCAAUUAAACAGACCAAAACCAGACCUCCUAUUUUCUCUCCCCACGAUGAAGUGGAUCCUGCAAUAGAAACUUUAUAUAGAAAGGCUGAGAAGCCCAAAUACAAUAAUCAAUAUAUCACUGGCUCAGCAGAGCUACAGGGACACUUUCAACUGGACAUUGAUGUUGCUGGUAUUGUGUACACCCACCACCCAAUGUUCAGUCGUGAGCAUGUAUUGGCGGCCAAACUGGCUCAACUGUAUGAUCAGUACCAACUUCGACAACAGAAGAACCUUGCCAGCCUUUACUCUGACAAGUUGCGUGCUCUAAGGAAUGCAGUGAACAACAUUGCAGACGGCCGAAGUGUGCAGAAUUCAUUGGCACAGCACAGACUUGUGGAAUAUAAAUCAGAGAUCCGAGCAACCCGAAGAAUGUGUCACGUGGAACAAGAGAAAGAUCGGACCCUGCUGAAGAAUAUUGUCAAAGUAUGGAAAGACAUCAAGUCGCUUAGGGAGUUCCAGAAAUUCACCAACACACCAGUGAAGCUACAUCUUAGAAGGCAAGAAGUUAACAGGAAAGCUGAUGAAGUAAGUUACAAAUGUGAAAUCCAGGCUGAGGUUGCAGAACUUCUGGAAGACUAUCAAGAAGACUAUGAGAAUAAGAUGGAAGAAUAUAAAAGAAAGUAUGAGGAAUGGAAAACCUGGAAAAAGGCAAAAAAAGCAAAGAAAAAAAAGAAGAAAGGUGCAGAUGAGCAGCAGGCUGAUGACACAGAUGAGAGUUUGAUGGUUGAAGAAUUUCCAAAGCCUGAUCCUCCAGAGCCAGUUGAUCCUUCAAUCAUAGAGCAGCAAGUCCGAGAAACAGCCGCCAGAAUUUAUCGGAAACCGGGAGAACCUGUCCUGUCUCCUGAACUGAGCAUGACAGCUACAGUAACACCCACCAGUCAGUGCCCAAGAGGAGAACAACUGCGAAGACAGGAUGUACAGCGAUGCACUCUAUUUGCUAAAGUUCUCUUUAACAACAAGGAGGUAUCCAGGACUAGUAGUCGAACAUUGGGCGCUGAUUUUAGAAUUCAUUUUGGACAAAUCUUCAACAUGCAAAUAGUCAACUGGCCAGAAAGUAUAAAGAUUCAGAUAUUUGAAACUGUGGGGACAAACACCACAAAGAUAGAAGUCUUUGUUCCCAUCCCAGAAACCAGCAUCCUCACAGGGAGUGCCCCAAUUGAUGAAAUUGAGUUUAGUAAUGAUCAUCGUGUGAUGUUUGACCAUGAGGGUGUUGGCAGCGGUGUGCCAUUUUCCUUUGAAGCUGAUGGAAGCAAUCAGUUGAUCCUAUUAACCUCCGGCAAACUAGCUUGUAGUGUGUCCUGGGCAGUGGGUGAGGAUGGUGUGCCAUUGGUGCCUCCAAUGCUUCGGAAAAAUUAUGGGAUUCAAAGCACCUUAAAAUACUUGGAUGCCAUAUCAUCUAUUGGAGCAACUGGAUUAACGGACACAAAGAAACUGGCUAAAUGGGCAGCAGAGUCGAGGCUUGAUCCAAAUGAUCCCAGCAAUGCAGCUCUGAUGCAACUAAUAAUGUCUGCAACAAAUGGUGAGGAACAGGACAAGGAUUACUUCACUGAGCACCUACAAGAAGAAUUUAACUUUGUUUCAGAAGAAGAUUUGAACAAAUCCAAGAGAUUUCGACUGCUACAACUCCGAAAUGGAGAGAGUGACAGAGUGCGGGACUCUGUAACAAGUAGGUUUCUGCUGGCAAAGCAUCAUUAUACCUUGUCAAAUAUGGUUAUUGAGGAAGCGGUCCCCAGCAUAAGCCUAUUGGUGUCAAUCUGUUCAAAACUGGCUGAACCAAGGAGGCCACUUAGACCACGAAGAAAAGAAAGGAAGAAAGUCACUGCCCAGAACCUUUCUGAUGGAGAUAUUAAACUACUGGUGAACAUUAUUAGAGCCUAUGACAUACCAAUACGUAAAUCCAUAGGAGCAUUAAGUUCCAGAUCGGCUAGAUCUUUAACGAAACGUUUUCAACCUCCUCAGCCACCCCAGACAUCCUCUCAAAGCCAUGAAUGGUUUACUGACCAGAUUACAGUGCAUCCUUUUGUGGAGGUUUCAUUCCAGCGUACAGUUCGUCAAACUGCUACUCUAGAUGGUCCAAACCCUAACUGGAAUGAAGAACUGGAACUUCCAUUCAGAGCACCAAACGGAGACUAUAGUACUUCCAGUCUGCAGUCUGUUACAGACGAAGUUUUUAUCAAUGUUUUUGAUGAAGUUGUUUAUGAUGUUCUCGAGGAUGAAAGAGAACGUGGAAGUGGUGUUCACACCCGUAUUGAGAGACACUGGUUGGGUGUUGUCCAUAUCCCAUUUACUACCAUCUACUCCCAGUCCCGGAUUGACGGAACCUUCAGAAUUAAUACACCCCCGGUACUUCUAGGAUACAGCAAAGAGCGCAAUCUAGCCAGUGAAAGAGGAUGGGAGGCAGUUCGGAGUUUAAGUGAAGGUUCUUAUUUGUCUCUCUUCAUUACUGUUGAACCUCAUCUUGUACCUGGAGAACCUGUAGUUGAAAAGUUUGAGACACAGGAGGAUGAGAAACUACUGCAAAGGGCAGAUAAGUUCCAGAAGGAAGUCAUGAAAAAGUUCCCAAAUCGUCGAUGUGUUACAACUGUCACUGAUCUCACUGGCAAGAUGGUUUUUGUUACAAGGUUCAUUAAACCACUCUUUCCACCACAAGAGCUGCUGGAUGUGUUUCCUAAUAACCCUGAGGCUACAACAGAGCUGGUGGCUCGUUACGUUUCUCUGAUCCCCUUCCUACCAGACAGUGUUUCUUUUGCUGGUGUCUGUGACUUAUGGUGCACUUCAGAUCAAUUCCUGAGCUUGCUUGCUGGUGAUGAGGAGGAACAUGCAGUUCUGCUCUGUAACUAUUUCCUCGCACUGGGAAAGAAAGCUUGGCUGGUGAUAGGGACAGCCAUCCCUGAGGGUCCAACAGCGUAUGUGCUGAGCUAUGAACAGAAUCAAUAUGUGAUCUGGAACUCUACUACUGGACAGUACUAUGGACAAUUUGAUGCAUUCUGUCCUUUGCAGAGUGUCAGCUGCUUGAUUAGUGCUGACAAUGUCUGGUUCAAUGUGCAGAAAUAUGAAACUGUUAUGAGAAUAAAUUUUGACACCAGCAAGUCAAACAUGUGGAAGCCAUUUUUUUCGAGAAGCUUUCCUUUCCCAGGCCUAUCAAGUGUUCAGCCAGAAGAGCUGGUAUAUCACCAGACUGACAAGGUUGCUGCAGUAGAACUUCAGGACAAGAUUGAAAAGAUCCUGAAAGAGAAGAUUAUGGAAUGGAGACCAAGACAUCCAACCCGCUGGAACAGAUACUGUACCUCUACUCUACGGCAAUUCCUGCCUAAACUUGAGCUCAGCCAAGGGGCAGAGGUCGGAGAUGACCAUUGUGCAGAACUGCAGAAUCUGUUGGGAGAUUACAGGAUUUCUGGGUUUCCUAUUCACAUGUCUUUCUCUGAACUGAAGCCAAUCAUUGAAGCGGUACACAGCACUGGCGUCCAUAACACGGAGACCCCUCUCGCAGAGUUUGCUUUAGCUGUGUACAUUCACCCAUAUCCCAACAACGUUUUAUCUGUCUGGAUUUAUGUGGCAUCCUUGGUCCGCAACAGAUGACAUACACAAUGAGUUGUAAUCUUUGCCAUCUUGAUCUGAGCAGGAAUGCAUACUUCGAUCAUUGUGCCUUGCCUUAUGAAUUGUACAGAAGCCAACAGUACUUCCUCAUUUGCUUUUGGUGUAAUGCAGAUCAGAUGUAAUACCAUAUGGAAAACAAUACUAUUUUAUCAUAUUCAAUUUUAUAUCAAAAUUCUGUAUCUUAAUUUUGUACAUGCAUAUUUCUUGCACAUCCAUGUAAAAUACAACUUUAUACAUGAAAACUGGCGAGUCAUUCCUCAUAAUGCAAACAAACCCGAUUCCUUCCCCCAUCUUGCUUUAUAGUGAAAUUGUCAUGUGACAUAUAAUUUUAGAUGUAAUUGAGAACUUGGAUAUGGCAACCUGUGCUUUACAUCAGAGCACUGUUGCUCAGAAAUGUCAUGUCAAGAAAUAAACAGAGAAUCAUGGAAGUACUCAGCAAGUUAGGCAGUAUCUGUGGAGAAAGAAAUACAUUUAAUAUGUCAGCUCAAUGAUGUGUCAUCAAAACUGGCCAGUUCUGACAAACUGGAAAGGCAGAAUAUCUGAAGUUGUUGAGGGCGAUAAUGUGCCCAGUCAGAAGAUGCAAUCUUGUUUCUCAAGCUUGUAUUGAGCUUCCUUGGUACAAUGUAAGAGGACAGAGGUCAGAGUGGGACGGAGAAUUAAGUGUUUAUUGCUGCCCACUGCUUGUAUUGAACUGUUGCAUUGCAUUAACCACACUAUACCUUUUGUAUGCAAUUCAGUUCAUUUUUUUCAAUUCUAUAAGAUGACUUAGUUUUACAAUUGCAGUUAAAAUUGUAACCUUAGUCUUCAAUUUAGAUUUUUUUCCUUUCCUUUCUGUUAGGGUAUAUUGUGUACAUGUUUAAAGCUUAAACUUGGUAAUACCUUUUUCAUUGAUUUCUACUUUCUCUCAUUUCCCUUACCUUAUGCUCACUGUGAAAACGUUUCAUCCUGCUUCCUCAAUUUAAAAAUAUGAUUUUGAUUUUUAUUCCUAAGUGCAUUUAAGAGAACCACUGUUUGAUAAAAACAGAUCUUAAAACAUAGCAGAAGUCUCUAAAUACUACAAGGCCAAGCCAAAGGCAGAAAACUGCUGACUUGACCUAUGUAUUACUAAGAAUUGCUGUUUCUGAAAUAGAUCUCACAUGUUACUGAGCAAUAUACAAGCUUAAAGUUUCCAUUAUGUGUGCAAUCAACAAUCUGAGUUUGACACAUACUUUACCAAGAUGGAGUUAACAUCCAUAUUUGCACUCAAACAUGAGAACAUAAACUCAACCACAAAACUGGCAAAGGAUCACCGUACUUGUGCAGCAGGAGCAGUUGCAGUCAAUUAUUGACUGGAAUGUAACUUUCUAUUGCUGGGCUUUUAAAAAAAAGUGAACAUUUCUUCCAGUAUUUGCUGCAGCUGAAUAAACAGACAAGCCAAGGACAGAUUAAUUAACUCAGUUUAAAGUCAUUUUAACUGUGUUUAAAAUAUUAAAGGGACUAAUAUGGGGAACAAAUCUGAAGAGGUUUCAGUUGACUGUUAGUUGAUGUAACUGCAAGCAAUUAUGAGAAAUUCAUGUCACAGCAGGAGAAUCUAAACACCUCCCUAAAUGGGUGCAGUUAAUGGAAACCUUUCAUUACACUCAGGGAUGUGGUUAUGAUCAUGGAUAGAAGUUACCUUGGCCAAUGUAAAAGUAAUUGGAAAUCAAUUUAGGGUUAAAAUUGCACAAUAUUUAAUGUGGUUUAAUUUAAUGAUGUCCACAUUCUGUUGUUAUUUGUACAGAUAUCUCAUGGAAAAUCUGGGCCACUAUAUUGCAACUUCUCUAUUUAUCCCAGUUAAUAGUGGUUACUUUAGCACACAGGAUAUAGCUUAGUUUGUAGGGUUUGAUAGCUGUGAAAUAAUUCUGUUUAUAUAUUGUGAAUAUUACGGAAUUGACAUUUUGUGUUCAGAUAAUAUUUUAGAGUGUACAGUACAAUAUUCAAGUAAUAAUAAUGAUGGUGAUUAUUUCCCAGGACAGACUUUUCUGGUAGAAGAAACAGAUCUAACGAUAUACAUUUUGUAGGUGUUACAUUUCUGACACUUUUAAUAAAGUAAAACAAGGUGCAAAGGAAGAUAUAAAUUGCAACUCAAAUAUUUACACCAAAUGGACCACACUUGAUAUUUAUCUUCAUCUUGAGCAGUGGCUGUAAUCCCAUUCUGCGUUUUUCUUCAUGUUCCUUUUAUUGUCUUAGCCAAAUAACUAUAGGUUCCCAUAUAUUAACAUGGCCUCUUCUUGGGUUAUUGUACAGAUAGUAUAGCCCUCAGCCUCAGCCCUCUGUGUAAAAUAGAAAACAUCUUCUGUUUUCUAUCUUAAUUCUCUUGUGUAAUUUUAUAUCAUCUCAUUCCACACCUCUACUAUUGGAAUUUUUCUAUCCACUCUUGCCAUCCAUUUUCAAAUUUUAAAUCUCUAUGAGACAUGUUCUAAUGAAAACAAACUCAAUUUAUAUUUUCUCAUACCAGACCACUUGUGAUUUACAUUGUUGCUUCAAUAUCCUUCCUAUUGUAUGGUGACCAGGUACUCCCAGCAGUAGAAUAAUGAAGAUUUUACAUGAUGUCACAGUUGGGUCCCAGCAUCUGUAUUCUACACAUUUGCCAUUAUCUAUUUAUGAUUCUACAAUUUAUGAACUUGUGCAUUAUGACUUUAUAAUUAUAAAUAUAUGAUUUUAUCCACUUUUGUACUUUUAUACAAAAAAUCUCAUUCAGUUUUGAUAUAAUGGAAAUGGACUCUACUUAUCAAUG
Molecule: messenger RNA, 7773 nt
Organism: Pristis pectinata (smalltooth sawfish)
Lineage: Eukaryota; Metazoa; Chordata; Chondrichthyes; Rhinopristiformes; Pristidae
Product: coiled-coil and C2 domain-containing protein 2A-like
Biological process (GO): protein localization to ciliary transition zone; non-motile cilium assembly
Cellular component (GO): ciliary transition zone
Source: RefSeq, a predicted model, not a curated record